Molecule: messenger RNA, 1348 nt
Organism: Saccostrea echinata
Lineage: Eukaryota; Metazoa; Mollusca; Bivalvia; Ostreida; Ostreidae
Product: zinc finger protein 277-like
Exons: 13
Coding region: 9-1319 (436 amino acids)
Source: RefSeq, a predicted model, not a curated record
UAGUACAGAUGAAAAUGCAAAGUUCAGAUAAACCCAUUUUAGAAAGUUUGAAUUUGUUCUACCAUGAAUCUGAAGUGACAGGUCGAGGAGAAUCUCCAACACAAAGUUCUAAAGAGGUUCAGUGUUUGUUUUGUCCAGACAAAUUCAAUAUCAGCAGUCAGAAAGAGGAUCUUCUGAAGCAUCUAGCUGUGGAACACAAGUUCGUCAUCGGAGACGUCAACCUUAUUACUGAUCUAAAAAAAUAUCUCACCUACUGGAGGCAACGAUUUUUAGAAGAGGAUGUUACAAAUUUUUGCUCUGUUAUAACUACCAGCACCAAGCAAGAUGUGAAAGAUUCAAAUGAACAGUAUUACUUGUUGUGUGAUGUCCUUGCUGAAGAUAAAACACUUAGAGAAUUUUUACAGAAAAAGAAACUAGAAAAAGUUUUAGCUCAGCAACAAAAGGAAAGAGAAGAUGAAAACUUCUGUAGAACCUGUCUGUUCUGUAGAGAUCAAUUUACAGGUAACAGGGCAGAAAUGUUUGAUCACAUGACCCAUGAUCAUGGAUUCAGUGUUGGACUUCCAGAUAAUCUGGUCUACACAGAUGAACUCCUUGAUCACCUACAAGAAAAGCUAGAAAAUUUACAAUGUUUAUACUGUGAGCGAAUAUUCAAAGACAAAACAGUAUUAAAGGAACACAUGAGGAAAAAACAGCAUAAAAAGAUUAACCCCAAAAACAGACAGUAUGACAAGUUCUACAUCAUUAACUACCUGGAAAUGGGGAGGAGCUGGGAGGUAAUCCAGGCAGAACCAGAUGAGGAGGGAGGUGAGGAGGAGGAGACAGAAACAGAUAAUGAUGAAAGCUGGGGAGACUGGGAAGAAGUGGGGUCACAGGCAGUGUGUCUCUUCUGUGAUUUCUCGUCUUGUGUGGCUGACAAACUCACAGAUCAUAUGCAGGAACUACAUGACUUUGAUCUGAAGGAGGUGAAACUGCGACUUAACUUGAACUUUUACCAACAGAUCAAGUUAAUCAACUUUAUGAGACGACAGGUCUAUUUAGGGAACUGUUAUGGCUGUGGAGAGAAGUUUGCAGACAAGAGAGAAUUGAUGGAACAUAUGCACACUCAACAACAUGUGGACAGGUUUCCUGAUACAGCUAUUUGGGACCAACCUCAGUAUUUUUUCCCAACUUAUGAGAAUGACAAUUUACUAUGUCAGCUAGAGGAUGAUGAAGACUCAGGCGAGGGGGCAGGUGGAAGAAAUCAGGUGAUCGCCGAGGAUCUUCCCCCUAUCACUACUAUACUGACACAGGAAAGUGUCCGGAGGGAUAUUCUAUCCUGAUCAGGACAGUUUAAAACAGGGAAAUUUUA